This is a messenger RNA of Eruca vesicaria subsp. sativa (arugula), 1708 nucleotides long. NCBI's taxonomy places the organism in Eukaryota, Viridiplantae, Streptophyta, Magnoliopsida, Brassicales, Brassicaceae. The record is from the annotation of a GenBank genome assembly.
AUGGCAGGAGAAAAUGGGUUCAUUGGAUCAAUAGAUCAAGGAACAACCAGCACCAGAUUCAUCAUUUACGGUCAUGAUGCUCGUUCUGUUGCAUCUCAUCAAGUUGAGUUCACUCAGUUCUAUCCUGAAGCUGGAUGGGUGGAACAUGAUCCAAUGGAGAUACUGGAAAGUGUGAAAGUGUGUAUGGCAAAGGCUCUUGACAAAGCCACAGCCGAUGGACACAACGUGGACGGUGGCUUGAAGGCCAUUGGGCUUACGGAUCAGAGAGAGACCACUGUCGUCUGGAGCAAAUCCACUGGACUUCCUCUCCACAAGGCUAUUGUCUGGAUGGAUGCUCGCACCAGCUCCAUCUGCAGGAGACUAGAGAAGGAACUCUCAGGAGGAAGAUCCCAUUUCGUUGAGUCUUGUGGCUUGCCUAUAAGCACAUACUUCUCUGCCAUGAAGCUGCUUUGGCUGAUGGAGAAUGUGGAUGCUGUCAAAGAGGGUAUCAAGAAAGGGGAUGCCAUCUUUGGCACAAUCGACACUUGGUUGAUAUGGAACAUGACCAGAGGUUCCAAUGGCGGGCUACAUGUGACUGACGUCACCAAUGCUUCUCGCACGAUGCUCAUGAACCUCAAGACCUUGAGCUGGGACAAAGACACUCUUAAAACGCUUGGCAUUCCUGCUGAUAUCUUGCCAAAGAUAGUAAGCAACUCUGAGGUCAUUGGAGAAAUCUGCAAAGGCUGGCCCAUUCCUGGUAUCAAAAUCGCUGGAUGUCUUGGCGACCAACACGCUGCAAUGCUGGGACAAGCUUGCAAGAAAGGUGAGGCUAAGAGUACUUACGGAACCGGCGCUUUCAUUCUUCUCAACACAGGAGAAGUGUCCAUCAAGUCAGGUCAUGGACUUCUAACAACACUAUCUUACAAACUUGGGCCUCAAGCAAAGACAAACUAUGCUCUCGAGGGUUCGAUAGCUAUAGCUGGAGCUGCUGUUCAGUGGCUGAGAGACAGCCUUGGGAUCAUUAAAAGUGCUAGUGAAAUUGAAGAUUUAGCGGCUCUGGUAGAAACAACAGGAGGAGUGUACUUUGUGCCAGCAUUUAAUGGUUUGUUUGCUCCUUGGUGGAGAGAAGACGCUCGUGGUGUCUGCAUAGGGAUCACAAGGUUUACAAACAAGUCACACAUAGCAAGGGCAGUGUUGGAGAGCAUGUGUUUCCAAGUGAAAGAUGUGUUGGACUCUAUGAACAAAGACGCUGGUGAAAAGGGAUCCCUAGACAAUGAGAAGGGAGAGUUCUUGCUUAGAGCUGAUUUGAUGGGAACUCCGGUGGUGAGGCCUUUGGACAUAGAGACAACAGCACUAGGAGCAGCCUAUGCAGCUGGACUAGCAGUUGGAUUCUGGAAGGAAGAUGACAUAUUCGAGUCUGGAGAGAAGUCAAAGAACUCCAAAGUUUUCAGACCGGUUAUGGAAGAAGCAACCAGGAAGAAAAAAGUGGAAUCAUGGGGCAAAGCGGUGGAGAGAACAUUCGAUCUUGCUGAUCUCUCUCUUUGAAAACUUGAGUUUAUUAAAAUCCACGUUGUCUUUUUUUUUAUAGGUCUGUUGUUAGGUCUAGACAUCAUGUUAGCUAGUGUCUAAUAUGUUCGUUAAUCAAAAGUCUUUUGUGUUGAAUUGCUUAUUUGAACUUGAACUAUUCUCUCCUUAAAACCACAUUUGCUUAUCUCAUAAAUUACUUCUU